This is a messenger RNA of Oryctolagus cuniculus (rabbit), 7044 nucleotides long. The record is from RefSeq and is a predicted model, not a curated record. NCBI's taxonomy places the organism in Eukaryota, Metazoa, Chordata, Mammalia, Lagomorpha, Leporidae.
GCGCGGCAGACGGGGAGCCCGGGAGGAGUCGGCGGAACGGGAGGAGGAGGAAGACGGAGGAGGAGCGCCGCGCCCCCGCCGGCCGCCUGCCUGUUCACAGGCCGAGAGCUCCAGCGGCAGCCGGCGGGUCCGGGCCGCCUCCGCCGGAGUCCGGCGCGGGCAGAGUCCGGGCCGAUGGGCAGCCCGGGGCAGCGGCGGGCGGCAAGGCAGCUGCCCCGGUACGCGCCGCCAGACGCGCGCGGGCUGUAGCAGGUCUCGGAGGACGGCGUUCCCGAGAUUCUUGCUCCAGGGUAUGUGAGUAGGAGCCACCUCUUCUUCCCCUCAGAUCACUGCCAGUGCUGACUCUGGAAGGCAGCAGUUAUUGGCUUAAGUAAUUGGAUUCCUGCCACUCAUGUGGGAGACCUGGAUUGUGGUCCUAGUUCCCAACCUUGACCCAGUCUCAGCUGUUGCGGGUAUUUGGAGAGUGAACCAGAAGGUGAAGGAAACAUCCAUGACCAGAUGUCUUAAGAAAUGCUUUUGAAAAGAACAGAGGUGUACAAAUUCAUGACAACAGUUGAGCAAGCUGGUUUUGGUGACACUAUGUUCUGAGGAUGUUGUUUACUUUUGGUUAAAAUGAAAAAAAUAGACAAAGCCUUUAUAUCUGCACUUAUUAUUGUGUUGUAAAGAGCAAUGUGAUUAGAUUUGCAUCCAUUCUUCUGGGAAGACUUGAAGCUUCUGGCUUUGCUAGACAUGAGUGACCCAAGGCAGUCACAAGAAGAUAAGCACAAACUUGGCAGAGCGUCUUCAAAGUUCAAGGACCCUCCCAGAAUCAUGCAGUCGGAUGAUUAUUUUGCUCGAAAAUUUAAAGCCAUUAAUGGCAACAUGGGACCCACUUCUUUAAAUGCCUCAAAUUCCGGUGAGAGUGGUGGUCCAGCCAACGGUACCCCAGCCGUGCCCAAAAUGGGCGUGAGAGCAAGAGUGUCUGAGUGGCCUCCUAAAAAGGACUGUUCCAAGGAGCUGACAUGCAAGACGCUGUGGGAAAGCCGAUCUCAGACCAGCUACGAAAGUGUCACCUCCAUCAUGCACAAUGGGCAGAAUGACCAGCGUGAUGGGCAGCAAGAGGAACAGCUUGAUGUGGACUUCGUGGAGGCGAAGUACACCAUCGGAGACAUCUUUGUUCAUUCUCCUCAAAGAGGGCUUCACCCCAUCAGGCAGAGAAGCAAUAGCGAUGUCACCAUCAGUGACAUCGAUGCUGAAGAUGUCUUAGACCAAAAUGCAGUCAACCCCAACACUGGGGCCGCCUUGCACAGGGAAUACGGGAGCACAUCGUCCAUCGACAGGCAGGGCUUAUCUGGUGAAAACUUUUUUGCUAUGCUUCGAGGGUACCGAGUAGAGAAUUAUGACCACAAGGCAAUGGUCCCCUUUGGGUUCCCUGAGUUUUUUCCCUGUGAUCCUGCAAUAUCCCCCAGCCUUCAUGCAGCAGCACAGAUUUCUAGGGGAGAAUUUGUCCGCAUCUCAGGGUUGGACUACAUGGACAGUGCCCUCCUGAUGGGGAGAGACAGGGACAAGCCUUUCAAACGGAGGUUAAAAUCGGAGUCGGUGGAAACUUCCCUCUUCCGAAAGUUGCGAACUGUUAAAAGCGAGCAUGAAACUUUCAAGUUCACAUCAGAACUGGAGGAGGGCCGUCUUGAGAGGGGCAUUCGCCCUUGGCAUUGUCAGCGAUGUUUUGCACAUUAUGAUGUCCAGAGCAUUUUGUUUAAUAUCAAUGAAGCCAUGGCUACAAGGGCUAAUGUGGGGAAAAGAAAAAACAUAACCACCGGGGCUUCUGCCGCAUCCCAGACGCAGAUGCCCACGGGCCAGACAGGCAACUGUGAGUCCCCUUUGGGGAGCAAGGAGGACCUCAACUCAAAAGAGAACCUGGAUGCUGAUGAAGGGGAUGGGAAAAGCAACGACCUCGUCCUUAGUUGUCCUUACUUUAGAAACGAGACUGGUGGAGAAGGUGACAGGAGGAUCGCGCUCUCUCGAGCCAAUUCAUCCUCUUUCAGCUCUGGGGAAAGCUGCUCCUUUGAGUCGUCUCUCAGCUCUCACUGCACAAAUGCAGGCGUCUCGGUCUUGGAAGUGCCACGAGAAAACCAGCCCAUUCACAGGGAGAAGGUCAAGCGCUACAUCAUUGAGCACAUUGACCUGGGGGCCUACUAUUACCGUAAAUUCUUCUACGGAAAAGAGCACCAAAACUACUUUGGAAUCGAUGAAAACCUCGGCCCGGUGGCAGUCAGCAUCCGGAGAGAGAAGGUGGAAGAUGCUAAGGAGAAGGAAGGAUCCCAGUUCAACUAUAGGGUGGCUUUCAGGACCAGUGAGCUUACCACCCUGAGAGGAGCAAUCUUAGAAGACGCUAUACCCUCUACUGCUAGGCACGGAACAGCACGAGGCCUACCGCUCAAAGAAGUUCUAGAAUACGUCAUUCCAGAGCUGAGCAUUCAGUGCCUGCGGCAGGCUUCCAACUCACCCAAGGUCCCCGAACAGCUGCUCAAGCUUGAUGAACAAGGGCUGAGCUUUCAGCACAAGAUUGGGAUCCUUUAUUGCAAAGCGGGCCAGAGCACAGAGGAAGAGAUGUAUAACAAUGAGACAGCAGGACCAGCUUUUGAAGAAUUCCUUGAUCUUCUGGGCCAGCGAGUACGGCUGAAAGGAUUCAGUAAAUAUCGAGCUCAGCUAGACAAUAAAACUGAUUCCACAGGAACUCACUCUCUGUACACCACAUACAAAGACUAUGAACUCAUGUUCCAUGUGUCUACCCUGCUUCCCUAUAUGCCCAACAACAGACAGCAGCUUCUGAGGAAAAGGCACAUAGGAAAUGACAUCGUCACCAUCGUCUUUCAGGAGCCUGGGGCACUUCCUUUUACUCCCAAAAGCAUCCGGUCUCACUUUCAGCAUGUUUUUGUCAUCGUCAAAGUGCAUAAUCCAUGUACUGAAAAUGUUUGUUACAGUGUUGGAGUUUCCAGAUCAAAAGAUGUGCCACCAUUUGGUCCACCAAUCCCCAAAGGUGUGACUUUCCCAAAAUCUGCAGUGUUUCGGGACUUCCUUUUAGCCAAAGUAAUCAAUGCAGAAAAUGCAGCCCAUAAGUCAGAAAAAUUCCGGGCAAUGGCCACUCGAACAAGGCAAGAGUACUUGAAAGAUCUGGCGGAGAACUUUGUCACGACUGCCACUGUGGAUACCUCUGUGAAAUUCAGCUUCAUCACGCUGGGUGCAAAGAAGAAGGAGAAAGUAAAGCCAAGGAAGGAUGCCCAUCUGUUUAGCAUUGGUGCAAUCAUGUGGCACGUGAUAGCACGGGACUUUGGCCAGUCUGCUGACAUCGAAUGUCUUCUUGGGAUUUCCAAUGAGUUCAUAAUGUUGAUUGAAAAAGAUUCCAAGAAUGUUGUAUUUAACUGCUCCUGCAGGGAUGUUAUUGGGUGGACGUCUGGAUUAAUGAGUAUCAAAGUUUUCUAUGAAAGAGGAGAAUGUAUCCUCCUGUCCUCAGUGGAUAACUGUUCCGAAGACAUAAGGGAAAUUGUUCACCGAUUAGUAAUAGUGACCAGAGGCUGCGAGACUGUGGAAAUGACCCUGAGGAGGAAUGGGCUGGGCCAGCUCGGCUUCCAUGUGAAUUUUGAAGGCAUCGUCGCAGAUGUGGAACCUUUUGGCUUUGCCUGGAAGGCUGGUCUUCGCCAAGGUAGCCGCCUUGUGGAAAUCUGCAAAGUGGCCGUGGCCACUCUGACCCACGAGCAGAUGAUCGACCUGCUGCGGACUUCUGUGACUGUGAAGGUGGUCAUCAUCCAGCCUCAUGAUGACGGCUCACCCCGGAGAGGGUGUUCAGAGCUCUGCCGGAUCCCCAUGGUGGAAUACAAACUGGACAGCGAAGGCACCCCCUGCGAGUACAAAACCCCCUUCAGGAGGAACACCACGUGGCACCGAGUGCCCACCCCUGCCCUGCAGCCCAUCUCCAGGGCCUCCCCUGUCCCUGGCACGCCCGACCGGCUUCAGUGCCAGCAGCUGCUCCAGCAGGCCCAGGCCGCCAUUCCUCGCAGCACCUCCUUUGACCGGAAGCUGCCCGAUGGCACAAGAAGCUCACCCAGCAACCAGUCAUCAUCCAGCGACCCGGGACCCGGCGGGAGUGGACCCUGGAGACCGCAAGUGGGCUAUGAUGGGUGCCAGUCUCCUCUGCUGCUCGAGCACCAGGGCUCCGGUCCUUUGGAAUGUGAGGGAGCCAGGGAGCGGGAGGAUGCCAUGGAAGGAAGUAGACACCCAGAAACCAAAUGGCACGGCCCACCCUCCAAAGUCCUGAGUUCCUAUAAAGAGAGAGCGCUGCAGAAAGAUGGAAGCUGCAAGGAUUCCCCCAAUAAGCUUUCUCACAUUGGAGAUAAAAGUUGCUCCAGUCACUCCAGCAGCAACACACUCUCCAGUAACACCUCCAGCAACAGCGACGACAAGCACUUUGGGUCUGGGGACCUGAUGGACCCUGAACUGCUGGGGCUGACUUACAUCAAGGGGGCCUCCACUGACAGCGGCAUCGACACAGCCCCAUGCAUGCCCACCGCCAUCCUCGGCCCCAUGCACCUGACGGGCAGCAGGUCCCUGAUCCACAGUCGGGCCGAGCAGUGGGCUGAUGCGGCUGACAUCUCGGGGCCUGAGGAUGAUCCAGCCAAGAUGUACACCGUGCAUGGCUAUGCAGCUGCUAUCUCUUCUGGCGGUGCUACUGAGGGCAGCAUGGGUGACCUCAGUGAGAUAUCAUCGCAUUCCAGUGGCUCUCACCAUUCAGGAAGCCCUUCGGCACACUGUUCUAAAAAUAGUGGAUCUCUGGAUACUUCCAAAGUCUACAUCGUGUCUCACAGUAGCGGUCAGCAGGUUCCCGGCUCCAUGUCCAAGCCCUAUCACAGACAAGGAGCAGUGAACAAAUACGUCAUCGGCUGGAAGAAAUCGGAGGGCAGCCCACCGCCCGAGGAGCCUGAAGUGCCGGAAUGCCCCGGGAUGUACAGUGAGAUGGAUGUCAUGUCCGCAGCAACUCAGCAUCAGACAGUGGUAGGAGAUGCUGUUUCAGAAACUCAACACGUUCUGUCAAAAGAAGACUUCCUGAAACUGAUGCUUCCUGACAGCCCUUUGGUGGAGGAGGGGAGAAGAAAGUUUUCAUUCUAUGGGAACCUGUCCCCGCGGAGGUCGCUGUACCGCACCCUCUCUGAUGAGAGCAUAUGCAGCAACCGGAGGGGCUCCUCCUUCGGCAGUUCCCGAAGUUCCAUCCUUGACCAAGCCCUGCCCAACGACAUUCUCUUCAGCACCACCCCGCCCUACCACAGCACACUGCCUCCGAGGACCCACCCUGCACCCAGCAUGGGGAGCCUGCGAAAUGAGUUCUGGUUCUCCGAUGGGUCCUUAUCAGAUAAGUCCAAGUGCGCAGAUCCUGGCCUGAUGCCUCUCCCGGACACGGCCACGGGGUUAGAUUGGUCCCACCUCGUGGAUGCUGCGCGGGCAUUUGAAGGUCUUGACUCAGAUGAAGAACUUGGGCUGCUCUGUCACCACACGUCUUAUCUAGACCAGAGGGUAGCAUCCUUCUGCACAAUGACAGAUAUGCAACAUGGGCAGGAACUGGAAGGGGACCAGGAGCUACCCUUGUGUGUAGAUCCAGACAGUGGCAAAGAGUUCAUGGACACAACUGGGGAGCGUUCGCCAUCAACACUGACUGGUAAAGUUAAUCAGCUGGAAUUAAUUCUUCGCCAACUCCAGACUGACCUCCGGAAGGAAAAACAGGACAAGGCAGUUCUGCAAGCAGAAGUGCAGCACCUGCGACAAGACAACAUGAGGCUGCAGGAGGAGUCCCAGACUGCCACAGCUCAGCUGCGGAAAUUCACAGAAUGGUUUUUCAACACCAUUGACAAGAAAUCCUAACCAGUGUGCACCGCACCGAGGGACCAUAGGGGAACACCUGUUGUCCCUUCCAAGUUGCAAACGUGUGUUUAUUUCAGUAUGCUUUUAACCAACUGUAGAUGUUCUUGCUCUCCCAUUCUCUGUAGCACCAUUCACCCCAGCAGGAUAGGGAGCCGCGUCUCUUUCUCGGUAGCCACAGCAGAGAGCAGCGCUGAUGUGCCGGUGAAUGUAACUCCCGGUGUGAAGAUGAAUGUACAUUCUGGUGGCAGUUGAGACCUUUCUCUUUCAGACUCUACUAAAUGGUGCUCUGGCUUGGGCUUACCUCAAGAAGAAAGAGAAUUGCGUUGGAUUUCCUAUAUAUCAGGUGACCUGGUAGAGAUGUUAAAGCAAUUUACCAUAGUUUGGGCUUUAGUAUUGUAAAAUAUACAUGAAAACAAAUAAUCAGACAUAUACUUUAAUGUUAAAGGUGCUCUAUUUUUUUGGAUGUACAGUAGUUUUAUUUCCACAGCCACAUUAUCAUAGCAAUAAGAAAGGAGGCAUAGUAAAUAGUUGGAGAAGCUUUGUCAGAGGAAAUAAAAAAGCACUGAUGUGGUUAACACUAGUUCGAAUGCAGUUACUUUAGAGACUUAUUUAUUUGCAGGAAAAAAAUGGUGCCUGAAUAUUAACAGUGUUCUGAUUUUUUUAAAAGAAAAAGAUACAUAUGCCUUGUCAAUGGCUCACCGAGUUGUCAGUAGUCACUUCAACUCUUAGUUCACUUUUGUAUAGUUGCUCUGCUGAAAAAAAAAAGGAGAGAGAGUAAAACUGCUGACUCAUCGCAACUCCCCUGUAUGCUGUGAGCCAGCAAAAUCACUUGUACAAUGCCAGAUUUGUUUAUCUUUGUACAGAAGCUUUGAUGAAGUGUCUUGUAUUUAACACCCUUAUUUAAGCUUAUUUAACCUUAAAUUGUUAAUUUUAUAAAAUUUGGUUGUACCUGCACUAUGAUGAGGGAGGUAGGUAGUGGCAAGCUCAGAAAGGCUGUCUGCCUGGAGACUGAGAAGCAGGGUGGGGAGAUUCUAACAACUGGAUGCUGCUAGUAACAAGUUGUUUGUAUUGCUUUACCAUUUUUAACUGUUAUAUUUGAGAUGAACAUACAUUUUGCUUUUUUAAUAAAUGUUGAAAAGAAGUCCAAAUAGGUAA